GCGCAGGCGCGGGGAGGGGUUGGGGGAGGAGGGAAAGCGGCGAGUAAGAUGGAAGAUGAGGAGGUCGCUGAGAGCUGGGAGGAGGCGGCAGACAGCGGGGAAAUAGACAGACGGUUGGAAAAAAAACUGAAGAUCACACAAAAAGAGAGCAGGAAAUCCAAAUCUCCUCCCAAAGUGCCCAUUGUGAUUCAAGACGAUAGCCUUCCCACGGGGCCCCCUCCACAGAUCCGCAUCCUCAAGAGGCCCACCAGCAACGGUGUGGUCAGCAGCCCCAACUCCACCAGCAGGCCAGCCCUUCCUGUCAAGUCCCUAGCACAGCGGGAGGCAGAGUAUGCAGAGGCUCGGAGACGGAUCCUAGGCAGUGCCAGCCCCGAGGAGGAGCAGGAGAAACCCAUCCUGGACAGGCCAACCAGGAUCUCCCAACCCGAAGACAGCAGGCAGCCCAGUAAUGUGAUCAGACAGCCGUUGGGUCCUGACGGGUCACAAGGCUUCAAACAGCGCAGAUAAAUGCAGGCAAGAAAGGACGCCGCUGCUGCCACCACCGCCUCCUGGACGGUCUGCCAUGGGUCGCACUGCUGUGGCAGACGGCUGGACUUGAGCAGAGGGAAUAACCUGACUUACUUGCACUGUGAUCCCCCUUGCUCCGCCCACUGUGACCUUGAACCCCAUGCACUGUGACCUCUGCCUCCCCCCCUUCCCACUGUGAUUGGCAUGUUGACAAGGGCUGUCCCAAGUCAAUAGAAAGGGAAAGGGUGGGGACUAGGGGAGGAUUAGGGGAGCCUACCAAGGACUCAGAGUAGAGGGUCAGACAGUGCCACUUGGCCACUUGGGGUAAAGCCAGUGCCAGCAAUAACAGUCUAUCAUGCUCAUUAAUUUGGGAUUUCAAACCACAAAUGAGAACUCCCCCACCCACCCCAAGUGCAUGUCACCAUCACUUAAAAGUUCCAUUGAAAAUAGCCUUUCUUUUUUUUUUUUCUUCCUAUUUUUGUUUGUUUAUACAAAUACCUGAUUUGCAAGAAAAAGUGCAUGGAAGAGGUUUCAGCAGUUAAUGAAUUUUUAAUUGAGAAAGGGUAGUUUAGUAGUCACUUAAAAGAUGUUUCUAGGAAAUUUGCUAGGAACAUUAACCAAUAGGAGUUGGAUGAGCUUAGCUUCUGUAUUCCUACUGCCGCCCAGAAGAGAGGCCGGGCUCGGAAGCCCCCAGAGAUGAGCAUCUGUGCCUAAAUCGCCUUCCUCCAGCUAAGUCCCAGCUAAGUUGCCUAGAGAUAGCUCAGAGAGCCUGUGGGAGGGGCUGACCCAAUGUUAGUAUUGUGAGAGAUGGGGAAAGUGACAGGCUUCCCCUUCCCACACCCCUCAGGGUGGGCUGGCUCCCUACCAGCCAGGUUCGCUGCUUCUAAAGGAGGGCACAGAGUGACUCUGGGCUCAGAAAGGCAGUGAGGACACUUGUCUAGUGUUUGCUGUCGGCACAAGCCCAAGAGAGAGUCUGGCUCCAGAACUCCAGGCCUCUGCCUGGAGUGGUCAGAGUAGAGAGGCCUGUCCCUUCCAGCAAGACUGGAUGGAACACUUAAGGAUAUGAGGCCCUGGUUCAGAGACUGUACUGGAACGUUGCCUGGUGAAAAGAGUGGGACUGGAGCAGCCGGGGAAAGACAGACUGUGCAUUGCAAAGGCAGAUGGCCGACAGGUUCCUCGGAGGCCUCGGCUGCCCCUUCCCUCCCCGAGCAGAACAAGGCCGGCAUGAAGGCCAUCUCUGUCCCCGAGCCUGGAGCUUUGCUUUGGCUCUCGGUGGGAGAGGCUUGAGAGGGUGGCUGUGUCCCACUAGGUGCUCUCUGGCUUUGUGAUCUCUUCCAAUGCACUUGGCCUUACCCCUCGGCCAGCCUGACAGCCGACCAGCACUCUCCUGACCAGCACUCGGGUGUGGGAGUGGGCGGGGUGGGGUGGGAUUAGGGCAGCCCUAGCAGCCAGGGAUCACACCCACCGCCUUCCGUUCUUCUGGCUUGUGCGCUGUAGCAAUGGCCCACAUCAUCUUCCCCUUAGGAAGAGGUUCUUCCCCAGCACAGCCCUAGAUCUGCCUGAAACCAGGGGCCAUCUGUGAGUGAGCCUCACAGAGCCUUAGCAGGCGGGCGGGCCACCCCCAGGGUAGGAAGGAACUUGGCUGCUAGCUCAGAGCCUAGGGCCCACCCACAGGGCUAGUGGUUUUGGUUGGAGGACAGACUGCCCCUUCUUUGGAGAAGGGUGCAGAAACCCUGCUUGCCUGGUCCCCUCUAGUGGAAGCCAAGGGCGGGCGGCAUCUGCACGUUGAGAGCUCACAAGAGGGGCUCUCCCAUCUCAGUCUGGCCAAAGAAGGCCCCGCCCACAGUGCACCUGCCUCCCUAUUCCCACCAGCAGUCCUGCCUUUGGCCUCCUAGGUGAGAGGUGGCCGGCACCACUGAAGAAGGAAAGGAAGGAAGGAAAACAGACUGGUGUUGGGGGAGGGGGUGUGGGAAACGGUUUGGAUUUUGUGUGUGUGUGUGUUUGUGGGGUUUAUUUUUGUGUGUGUGUGUGUUUCCAUUUUUUUUUUUUUUUGUAGUUGUCUAUAACUCCAUAAGUGCUUUUUUUUUUCCUUUUUCCUUCUUUCUGUCUUUAAGUAAGUUGCAGGCUUUGGCUUGGUAAUUCCCAGGGGGAUGAAGGGCAGGAACCUGAGGCUGCUGCCCCUUUGUCUGCCUUCAUGGUACUUCCCCUUCCCCCAGCUCUUCCUGGACCCCACGAGCCAGGCCUCGGCCCUUCCAGCUAACCGCUUCCCAUGAGCCACUACUCUGAUGUCAGCCUAUAACCAAAGGAGCUGGGGGUCCGGGUCUGGUGACCAGCCCUUCUCAGUCCCCUCAAUCAGGGUGCUCCCCACCUGCAGGCAGGAGGCAACACCCUAUCUGCUGCCAUCAGCCCCUUCCAGAGCCCACCUGUCCCCGCCCAGCCCUGUCCUGCCCUGCCAUACCCUGCUCUACCCCAUCUGGGGGUGCUGUGCUCAGGGAUGGGCCGGCAGGGCUGCAUCCAGUCUCCCUGGUAAGCAGAGACUCAAGAAAACCUCUAGGGUCCUGCUUCUGGUCAUAUGACCCCAGGGGGUGACCCUUGGGCAUCUGUACAGAAGGGACUGGGAGGGAGGGCCACACCCUGCAGUCUCACUCUGCUGGUGUAGCGGGCAGCUCCUCACCCUAACCCCCACCGCGGGCUCCUGAGUCGGCAGAUUAAGCAUUUUAUAAAUUGUAUUUUAAAUACAUGUUUUAAACUUGUCA
This is a messenger RNA of Mus caroli (Ryukyu mouse), 3263 nucleotides long. It is a transcript of the gene Szrd1, whose product is annotated as SUZ RNA binding domain containing 1. Lineage: Eukaryota; Metazoa; Chordata; Mammalia; Rodentia; Muridae. The record is from RefSeq and is a predicted model, not a curated record.